Messenger RNA from Panthera uncia (snow leopard), 2755 nucleotides. It is a transcript of the gene TCP11L1, whose product is annotated as t-complex 11 like 1. The record is from RefSeq and is a predicted model, not a curated record. Bases 1047 to 2576 code for a protein of 509 amino acids. Lineage: Eukaryota; Metazoa; Chordata; Mammalia; Carnivora; Felidae. Gene Ontology annotation, biological process: signal transduction. The transcript is spliced from 10 exons.
GUAGCUGCAUUUUACAGAUGAGGAAACUGAAGUUUCACAGUUAGCAAAGAGCCAGAAUCGGAACCCAGGUAUGUCUGAGGCCAACGCCCAUCCUUCCCACACACGCUGACAUCACAGAGAUGACACAGCUGUCAACAAACACUUAACUGGGUAUCUGUUUGGAAGAUAUACGGAUGGAGCAUUUGUGGGAAAUAUGGUUGGUCUUGGGCAUUAAGAAGUUAAAAAUCUAGGUGAAGAGUUUUGUUGUUGUUGUUGUUGUCGUUGUUUUUAAUAAAACUAGCAAUUUUCCAAUCUUGCCCAACUCAUCUUUCCCUCUUCAUCACCUGCCACUUGUUCUUCUGUUUAUUUUCGUGUGCCUUCACGUGUGCCCUUUGAGUGAAAUGCUUCCCUUUUCACCUUCUCUCCCACUCCGGACAUAUUUUAAUUGGACGAAAUCCUGCUCUUUUCAAAAAAAAAACAACAACAACAAAAAAAACCCAGCUCAAAUGUCACCUUUUCCCGGAAGGUUAUCCCAACUCCUUACAGGCAGAAUCAGUUUCUCCCUCUACUAUGUUUCCGUAGUGGUUUCAUAAUGCCAUCAAGGCUUCAGUUUCGCUCUGUUUCCUUGUAAGCAUGUCUCCCCCUCCAGAGCUAUUUAAAUAAGUAUAUUUUGAAUUGGAUCUAAGGCUAUGGUGCAUGCUAGACACGCAGCAACUAGCCCUACAAGAGUUCAGAGAAAGGUGCACACACUGUGGGGAAGUGUCCUAAGAGGAGUAGGACUUGAGCAGAAUCUUAAAAGGAUGGGGUUAGUUUACUGAGCUGAGUAUUAGAGACCCAGAAAGCAUGCCUUCCUUGCAGAAUGAGUUACUUCAUCCUUUCUGAGCUCAUUCUCAGCAUGUGAAGAGGAUAAAAUUAGAAGUGUAUUUGUUUGUCCUUUCUCAGAGAAUAUGCUGGCAAUGUUGUCUUUUGGAUCUUGGAGCAUUUCCAGAGCCUGAUAGGAUUUAGGACAGAGGAGAUGGGUGUCUGGAGUGGGAUGUUGGAAGGAAAGUGAAUAAACUUAAUUGAGAAUGUCUGAAAACCCUGACAAGCCCAAUAUAAAUGAAGCAGGAGAAUCAAAAUCAAGUGAUUCUGAACAAGGCCUUGAAGAUGCUGUGGAAGAUUCUGAUGAAGCUUUACAGAAAAAUAUAAAGUCGGGCCCUCCCAGCACCCAAAGAAUGCAAAGACCUCACUCUAGUCCUCCUCGAUUUGUGACAGUAGAAGAACUUCUAGAUACAGCGAAAGGAGUUGCUAACAUGGCUCUAGCCCAUGAAAUUGUAGUAAAUGGAGACUUUCGGAUUAAACCAGUUGAAUUACCAGAAGACAGCUUGGAGAAGAGAGUAAAGGAUAUUGUACAUAAAGCUUUUUGGGACUGCUUGAGUGUCCAGCUAAGUGAAGAUCCCCCAACAUAUGACCAUGCCAUCAAACUUGUCGGAGAAAUCAAAGAGACUCUCUUAUCUUUCUUGCUGCCUGGUCACAGUAGACUGAGAAACCAGAUAAUGGAAGUCUUAGAUCUGGAUCUGAUCAAGCAAGAAGCAGAGAAUGGGGCCUUAGACAUUUCCAAGCUGGCAGAAUUCAUUAUUGGCAUGAUGGGGACAGUGUGUGCACCUGCUAGAGAUGAAGAAGUUAAGAAACUAAAGGACAUUAAGGAAAUUGUGCCCCUUUUCAGGGCAAUUUUUUCCGUGUUGGACCUAAUGAAAGUGGACAUGGCGAACUUUGCUGUCACUAGCAUUAGGCCACAUCUCAUGCAGCAGUCAGUUGAAUACGAAAGGAAGAAGUUUCAGCAGCUUUUGGAGAAGCAGCCAAAUUCCCUGGACUUUGUCACCCAGUGGCUGGAAGAGGCCGCAGAUGACCUUAUGAAUCAGAAGUAUAAAAAUGCCCUGCCAGCUGAGGGAGGGGCCGCUGACUCUGGAGACAGUCCCAUGCCAAAUCCUGUGGCUGUCCAGAAUUAUGCAUACCUGAAGCUUCUGAAAUGGGACCACCUCCAGAGACCUUUCCCUGAAACAGUUUUGAUGGACCAGGCUCGCUUCCAAGAACUCCAGCUCCAGCUAGAGCAACUGACCAUCCUGGGAGCCGUGUUGCUGGUGACGUUCAGCAUGGCAGCCCCAGGAAUUUCCAGCCAGGCUGACUUUGCUGAGAAACUCAAGACGAUUGUGAAGAUUCUGCUGACAGAUGCUCACCUGCCUUCCUUCCAUCUGAAGGAUGCCCUGACUACCAUUGGGGAGAAAGUCUGCCUGGAGGUGAGCAGCUGCCUUGCCCUGUGUGGGCUCACUCCGUUUACCACGGAAAAGGAGACUGUGCUCAAGGGCCAGAUCCAGGCUGUGGCCAGUCCCGACGACCCCAUCCGCAGGAUCAUCGAUUCCCGAAUCCUGAUCUUCUUAGAAAGCUACCUUGCCUCAGGUCAUCAGAAGCCAUUGCCUACGGUACCUGGGGGAUUGGGUCCGGUUCAGAAAGAGCUGGAGGAAGUUGCUGUUAAAUUUGUCCGCCUGGUCAACUAUAACAAGAUGGUCUUCAGUCCCUACUAUGAUGCCAUCCUCAGUAAGAUCCUUGUCGGACCCUAACACGUACGUGCGCUACAGUAGCAGUAUUAGCCUCUUGAUACAGAAUACCUGUUCUCAACUAUAACGUUGCUUUGGAAAAUGGCUAUUUAGUACAUGUCUGUGUAACAUCACUGAUUCCAAAAGGAAGAGUAUUGUGUAUCACUGUUGAAAAGAGCUGUUGAAAAACGCACUGAAUUCAA